GUCGUCGAGAAUAAACAAUAUUAUUAUGCUCUCAAGACUGAGAAAAUCAUUCCUAAUCGACGCUCAAAUGCAAUAUGAUCGACAUUUGAGUUUGUUGUCUCGAAUAUCCUGAAUGGCAGUUCUUCGGCAGUUAGACACGUUAUACGAGGGGGCGGAUCCCUUUUCGGUUUAAAAUUUUUUUUCCAUAUCGAGACAGACAAUGUGGAAGUGGUAGAUAAAUUUGAACACAGUCAAACUAGGUCUGGGUCUCGGCGCUCUGUAUGCUGGUUAUAAAUUACUGAGACCAUUAGUGGACCUUGCAGUGCAAAAUGCUCUUGGUGGCAACCACGAUGGUCAAGAUCCUCCUGACGUUAAACCUGGAUCUUUGCGUGUUGUGUUACAUUGUUUCACAGACAUCAGGUUUCUGGAAGUCUUAGAGGAUUAUGAAUCAGGAAGAAUUAAGGAACGCUUGCAAGAAGAGUUUUCCAAAGUUGGAAUUAAAGUGGAAGGACUGAAGGUGAAGAUUGAAAACAUUGAGGAGGUGAAUGAAACAAAGGAAGUAAUUAUGAAGAGGUCCCGGACCAAGAAUAUUUCUGUUAGCGACAUCAAAAGUCUUGUUAUUAGUGAUGUGGAGGAUGGUAAUAAAGAUAAAGAGGCUAAAUUACAAACAGAAAUGGUUAAACGUGAUUCACAACUGGCAUCUAAACAAAAAGCUCUUGAAAUUAGUCUAAAGCAAUACGGAGAAGAUCAUCCCGACACAGCUAACAGUUACAGCAGCAUUGGAUGCACACAAAAUGCGAUGAAAGAUUUCAAGUCAGCAUUAGUUUCACAUCAAAAAGCUCUUCACAUCAGAUUGAAACUAUAUGGAGAAGAUCAUCCCGACACAGCUAGCAGUUACCACAACAUUGGAUACGCACAAAAUGAGAUGAAAGAUUUCAAGUCAGGAUUAGUUUCACAUGAAAAAGCUCUUCACAUCAGAUUGAAACUAUUUGGAAAAGAUCAUCCCGACACAGCUGACAGUUACAACGAGAUUGGAUAUGCACAACAUGAAUUAAAAGAUUUUAAGUCAGGAUUAGUUUCACUUCAAAAAGCUCUUCACAUCAGAUUGAAACUAUAUGGAGAAGAUCAUCCCAACACAGCCAGCAGCUACAACAACAUUGGAUACGCACAAAAUGAGAUGAAAGAUUUCAAGUCAGGAUUAGUUUCACAUCAAAAAGCUCUUCACAUCAGAUUGAAACUAUAUGGAGAAGAUCAUUCCGACACAGCUAACAGUUACAACGAGAUUGGAUAUGCACAACAUGAAUGA
Molecule: messenger RNA, 1285 nt
Organism: Dendronephthya gigantea
Lineage: Eukaryota; Metazoa; Cnidaria; Anthozoa; Malacalcyonacea; Nephtheidae
Product: nephrocystin-3-like
Exons: 4
Coding region: 545-1285 (246 amino acids)
Molecular function (GO): protein binding
Source: RefSeq, a predicted model, not a curated record